Trichechus manatus latirostris (Florida manatee) is the source of this 729-nucleotide messenger RNA. RefSeq names its product peptidoglycan recognition protein 1-like. Gene Ontology annotation, biological process: defense response to Gram-positive bacterium; detection of bacterium; peptidoglycan catabolic process. Gene Ontology annotation, molecular function: N-acetylmuramoyl-L-alanine amidase activity; zinc ion binding; peptidoglycan binding. Bases 1 to 729 code for a protein of 242 amino acids. Lineage: Eukaryota; Metazoa; Chordata; Mammalia; Sirenia; Trichechidae. The record is from RefSeq and is a predicted model, not a curated record. The transcript has 6 exons.
AUGAAGAUCAAUGCGUGGGAAUGGGACCUAUCAGAUCUAGGUGGCCAUUUGGAUCUGUCCUGGAGAGGACCUGAGGAGCAGAAGUUCAUCUGCCAUGUGGGACACCACAGGGUGAACAUCAUGUUCCCUGUCACCUCUUUUGAGGAACUAGGGGAACCCUUGGUGUUCAGGAAGCUGGAGGCAGGGUCCGGCCACUGUGCGCUGCUCACCUGCACCCUCCUCGCCCUCUUCGCCCUAGGGGCGGCUCAGGGUGGGGAAACCUGGAGCGAGUACGGGGCCACGGCGUCCGAGUGCGGGCAGCGCCUGACAGUGUCGCACACGGCGAGGACCACCUGCGACACUCCAGACUUGUGCCAGCAGCAGGCCCGGAACGUGCAGCAUUACCACAUGCGGGAGAAAGGGUGGUGCGGCGUGGGCUACAAGGGCUUCCUCUUUUUCGCUGACCAUCUACUUUACCAAGGCCGUGGCUGGGAAACCAACGGCGCCCACACAGGAGCCACCUGGAACCCCAUAUCCAUUGGCAUCAGCUUCAUGGGCAACUACAUGGGUGAAGCGGGUGCCCCGGCCCGGGCCAUCAGGGCGGCCCAGAAUCUGCUGAGCUGCGGCGUGGAGCUGGGCGCCCUGACCCGCAACUACGAGGUCAAAGGACACCGGGACGUGCAGCAGACGCUCUCCCCAGGCGACCAACUCUACGCCCUCCUCCGGAAAUGGCCGCACUACCGCGAGUGA